AUGCGUUUCACUACCACCUCCGCCGCCGCGGCUGUCCUGCUUGCGGCUUCCGCCCAGGCUAAGGGCGUCACCAGCGAGACCUCCGACCUUGACGGUUCCGUGUGGCAGGCCAUCACUCCCGUUAACGCUCGCAACCCCCUCGAGAUGGCCCGCAACCGCCCUACCAAGAGACAGUCCGGCUGGAGCCCCCCCUCUGAUAUCGCCUCGCCCCUGAAGGAGGUCUGGGACCACUGCAAGAGCACCUACUCCAAUUUCUUCGGCUUCAAGAACUACGGAUGGGACCAGGUUAUGGCCACCAAGGGCACCAUCAACGUCUGUGUCCGUUGGGAGUCCACUGCCUCCGUCACCGAGGCCCAGCGCAAGUCCGUUGCCUCCGCCCUGAACACCGCUCACCAGGGCUGGUACAAGUGGCUCUACGGCUACGACAACUUCCCUUACUCCGACAUCAAGGUCAACGUUGUCGGCUGGGCUGUCAAGGACAAGAGCCUGCUCCAGGGUUCCACUGAUGGCAUCGAGGUCUACACCGACACUGAUGCCGAUGGCAUUCCCCAGUGCGCCGAGUCUUGCGGCCGCUUCUUCAACCAGGAUGGUGACUACAGCAAGUGCGCUGCCGGUGCUGACCGUCACUACGACCAGUCUCUUUGGCUCACCGACGGCAUGUCUGGUGGUGCUGGUGGUGACUGGGGUCAGCGUAUUGGCCGUGAGUACUUCAUGGGUGCUCUUACUGGCAACGCCCACAUUCUUAUGCACGAGGUUGGCCACACCUACGGCCUGGAUGACUUCUACGACUGGACCCCCACUGGCGUCACCAGCUUCAUCAUGAACGCCGGCUCCGCUGCCGAGAUCACCGACUUCGACGGCUGGAUGCUCCGCAACUGGUGGUACGAGCUCUCCCGUGAGCGUGGCUGGCAAUCCGGCACCACCUCCGGCUCCGGCAACGGCUCCGCCACCACUGCCGCCCCCGUCGCUUCCGCCACCCCUACCAAGAAGGCCAUUGUCGUCGAGUCUGCUGCCGCCCAGCCUACUGAGGCUGCCAGCUCCGACUCCUCCGCUGCUGCUGCCGGUCCCUGGGGCCAGUGCGGUGGCUCUGGCUGGACUGGUCCUACCGCUUGCGGCACUGGAUUCAAGUGCACCAAGAACAGCGAGUGGUACUCCCAGUGCACUAUUGCUUAA
Molecule: messenger RNA, 1173 nt
Organism: Colletotrichum siamense
Lineage: Eukaryota; Fungi; Ascomycota; Sordariomycetes; Glomerellales; Glomerellaceae
Gene: axeA-1
Product: putative acetylxylan esterase A
Exons: 1
Coding region: 1-1173 (390 amino acids)
Biological process (GO): carbohydrate metabolic process
Cellular component (GO): extracellular region
Molecular function (GO): cellulose binding
Source: RefSeq, a predicted model, not a curated record